AUGGACUUGCUAGGCCCCAUGGAGAUAACGGAUGGCUCCCUCUGCUCCUUCUCGGCGGCCGACGACUUUUACGAUGACCCCUGCUUCAACACCUCGGACAUGCACUUCUUCGAGGACCUGGACCCGCGGCUGGUGCACGUGGGUGGCUUGCUGAAGCCGGAGGAGCACCCCCACCACCACGCGCACCACCACGAGGACGAGCACAUCAGGGCGCCCAGCGGCCACCACCAGGCCGGCCGCUGCCUGCUGUGGGCUUGCAAAGCCUGCAAGCGGAAGACCACCAACGCCGACCGGCGGAAGGCGGCCACCAUGCGGGAGCGGCGGCGGCUCAGCAAGGUGAACGAGGCGUUCGAGACGCUCAAGCGCUGCACCUCCACCAACCCCAACCAGCGCCUGCCCAAGGUGGAGAUCCUGCGCAACGCCAUCCGCUACAUCGAGAGCCUGCAGGCGCUGCUGCGGGAGCAGGAGGACAGCUACUACCCGGGGCUGGAGCACUACAGCGGCGAGUCGGACGCCUCCAGCCCCCGCUCCAACUGCUCCGACGGCAUGAUGGAGUACAGUGGGCCCUCUUGCAGCUCUCGCAGGAGGAAUAGCUAUGACAGCAAUUACUAUACAGAAUCACCAAAUGAUCCAAAACAUGGGAAAAGUUCAGUUGUCUCCAGCCUGGACUGUCUAUCAAGCAUUGUGGAGAGGAUUUCCACAGAUAACUCCACCUGCCCAGUGCUGCCCACAGUGGAAGGUGGAGCUGAGGGCAACCCGAGCUCGCCCCAAGAAGGAGCUACCCUGAGUGAGAGUGGAGCCCAAAUUCCCUCACCUACCAACUGCACCCAGAUUCCCCAGGACACCAGCAGCAGCAAUCCCAUCUACCAGGUGUUAUAAAGCCAGGUCCAGCUGCUUUGUUGUGCAAACACAAACUGCUAUAUGCUGCAAGCUCAAAGACCUGCCUUGAAAAGACUUAAGUAUUUCUUUUUCCAGUACUAAAAUAUCUCUGAAAAUUCCUUCAAAUAUAUAAUUUUUCAAGCCUAUAUUACUUCAAAAUACACUUAAUUAUUUAUUGGUUGUUGAACUAAAGCUAUUUAAUAUGUCUAGAGGUAAAAUUGCAUAGCACAAGAUGGCCAAUGUUUAUAAUCUGUGCUUUGGGGAAUGGGAACCUGGCUCUUGAGUUCUGAUAACACUUUUGAAAAGAAGAAAACGAGUCAGGAGUAAUGACAUGAGACAUCCUUACUGUUACCCCCAAUCAUGCCCAAAAUAAGGUUGUGGACCAUUUUUUAUAAUACUUUUUUGUAUAAUUGUAAAUAAGAGUUGCUUUGCAAAAAAACCCACCCCAAACAAAAAUACAAAAAAAAGAAUUAAAUAUUUAAUGUUGCUUGGUUUGUUGUGCCAAACUUUAACUUUAUAUAUUUAUACAAUGUGAUUGCCCAGAAUGUUUUCAACAAUAUUCUAAAUAAAGAUCCUUAUUUAUAAAAUCAGUGGUGUUAUUCUGACUUUCCUUAGGGCUUCUAGAAUUACUACCACAUUUAGGAGUGGUGCUCCAAGGGCUGC
Messenger RNA from Caretta caretta (loggerhead turtle), 1542 nucleotides. It is a transcript of the gene MYOD1, whose product is annotated as myogenic differentiation 1. Gene Ontology annotation, molecular function: RNA polymerase II cis-regulatory region sequence-specific DNA binding; DNA-binding transcription factor activity, RNA polymerase II-specific; protein dimerization activity. Gene Ontology annotation, biological process: skeletal muscle cell differentiation; positive regulation of myoblast differentiation; muscle organ development. The record is from RefSeq and is a predicted model, not a curated record. Lineage: Eukaryota; Metazoa; Chordata; Testudines; Cheloniidae.